AUGAGACAGAAUAUGAAGGGCAAUUGGGCGACCUGGCAUGGCAAAGAAGCUGGUUACUCCACGCAGUACGUGGUCCGCAAAUCGAUCAAAGCGAAGUCUCCAACGCGUAAGAGUUGCGCAGACCGCAGAACGACCACAACGCGAUCUUCAGAGCCGGACGACGCUCAAGACUCAGUCUUCUCUAGCUCAAUCGACGUCGUACCAGCCUCUGGGUCACACUUCGACGAUCUCACCAACGACGAGGACAGUAACAGCGAAAUCAACACCAUGAACGACAACGAUGACAACGAGGAGGUCAACAGCAUGGGUACACGUGACACUUCCCUAACCACGGAAGAGCCUCGCAAGAUCACUGUCCGAUUCCUUACCAAUGAUUUAAAACUGAAGAGACGGCGAACGUGGGAGUCAUGCAACAGCAGUAAGCACUUGUUCGGGCAAGCUGUCGCUGCAGGAAUCAUCAAGCCUAUGGUUGAGACUGCUUUGCUGUUGGUUCGGGUGGCUGGCUUCGAGGAUAGCAUUCUGUUCAAGGGCGACGAAGAAGACUUUACCAGCUUGAGGGCUGUUAUCGAAGAUGCCGCGGCUGUCAAGUCUGAGCCCGGUGGAAAACUGCGGCUGGACGUCGAUGUCGAUGUCUUCCCAACGGGAUGA
Cyphellophora attinorum is the source of this 648-nucleotide messenger RNA. RefSeq lists its product as uncharacterized. Bases 1 to 648 code for a protein of 215 amino acids. NCBI's taxonomy places the organism in Eukaryota, Fungi, Ascomycota, Eurotiomycetes, Chaetothyriales, Cyphellophoraceae. The transcript has a single exon. The record is from RefSeq and is a predicted model, not a curated record.